Molecule: messenger RNA, 3680 nt
Organism: Papilio polytes (common Mormon)
Lineage: Eukaryota; Metazoa; Arthropoda; Insecta; Lepidoptera; Papilionidae
Gene: LeuRS
Product: leucine--tRNA ligase, cytoplasmic
Exons: 12
Coding region: 117-3647 (1176 amino acids)
Biological process (GO): leucyl-tRNA aminoacylation
Molecular function (GO): leucine-tRNA ligase activity; ATP binding; aminoacyl-tRNA deacylase activity
Source: RefSeq, a predicted model, not a curated record
ACAGUUGACAUGACACUUGAUGUGGCACGGAUUUUUGGACACAUGUUUGAAUUUCAGCUUUAGGUAUAAGAAAAAAGUAGAAAUCUAAAAAUCACUAGUAUCAAAAGUAACCAAAAAUGACAACCAUAGACCGGAAAGGAACCUUCAAGGUUGAAUAUCUGCAGGAGAUUGAGAAGGAUGUCCAAAAGCGUUGGGAAGAAGAGAAGAUAUUUGAAAUGGAGACUCCCACUGAUGGGAAAGAUCAUGAAAAAUUUAUGUGUACUUUUCCUUAUCCCUACAUGAAUGGAAGAUUGCAUUUGGGACACACAUUCUCACUCUCUAAGUGCGAGUUUGCAACAAGAUAUUACCGUCUUAAAGGUAGAAUGGUGCUCUUUCCAUUUGGUUUCCAUUGUACUGGGAUGCCAAUAAAGGCAUGUGCAGAUAAGUUGAAACGGGAAAUGGCUACAUAUGGUUGCCCACCUGUAUUUCCUGAUGAUCAGGAAACAGUCUCAAAAGAUGACAGUGACAUUGUUCCUAAAGACAAAAGUAAAGGAAAGAAAAGUAAGGCGGUUGCUAAGACAGGAGCUGCUAAGUUUCAGUGGCAGAUAAUGCAAAGUUUAGGUAUACCGGAAGAUGAAAUUAAAGAAUUUGCAAAUGAAAGCUAUUGGCUGGAAUAUUUCCCACCUCGGGCAGUUACUGAUUUAAAAAGAAUGGGCAUUCAUGUAGAUUGGAGGAGAAAAUUCAUUACAACUGAUGCUAAUCCAUUCUAUGAUUCAUUUGUAAGGUGGCAAUUUUGGCUUCUUAAAGAGCGUAAGAAGAUUAUGUAUGGUAAACGGUAUACAAUAUUCUCACCAUUGGAUAAGCAACCUUGUAUGGACCAUGAUCGCAGCACGGGUGAGGGUGCCGGACCCCAAGAGUACACUCUGAUCAAACUUGAGGUUGUUAAACCUCUUCCAGAAGUAUUAAAGUCAUUUGGAGACAAAAAUGUGAGUUUUGUUGCCGCUACACUUAGGCCUGAAACUAUGUAUGGUCAAACCAAUUGUUGGGUUCACCCUGAUAUCAGAUAUAUAGCAUUCGAAACUGUGAACGAUGGUGUAUUUAUAUGUACAAAACGUGCGGCCAGGAAUAUGUCCUACCAAGGUUUUACAGAAAAAGAUGGAGAGUUCAAGAUAGAAAUGGAGAUUCUAGGACAAGAUUUAUUGGGAAUCGCAUUAAAAUCGCCAUUGACUUGCUAUCCAAAAAUUUAUUCACUGCCAAUGUUAACUAUAAAAGAGGAUAAAGGUACUGGAAUUGUGACUAGCGUUCCGUCAGAUUCUCCUGAUGAUUAUGCAGCAUUAGUAGACCUUCAGAAAAAGCCAGCGUUUAGAGAAAAGUAUGGAAUACAAGAUGAUAUGAUACUGCCGUACAAACCAGUACCAAUUCUUGAAAUUCCAGAAUAUGGGAAUUUAUCGGCUGUGCAUGUUUACGAUAAACUGAAGAUACAAAGUCAGAAUGACAAGGAUAAGUUAAUACAAGCGAAAGAAAUGGUUUACCUAAAAGGUUUCUAUGAUGGAGUUCUUUUAGUGGGUGAAUACAAAGGAAGUAAGAUUCAGGAUGUUAAAAAGAACUUGCAAACAAAGUUGAUAAAAGAGAAUGGUGCUGUGGUGUACUAUGAACCUGAGAAGACGAUUAUUUCAAGGUCAGGUGAUGAGUGUGUUGUAGCUCUCUGUAAUCAAUGGUACCUUGUCUAUGGAGAAGAGCACUGGAAGGCGCAGGCAGAGAAAGCCUUAACAGCAAUCAACACUUACCAUGAUGAGGUCAGAAAAAAUUUCCAAGCAACACUCAAUUGGCUGCAUGAAUAUGCAUGCUCUAGGACUUAUGGCCUUGGUACGAAAUUACCCUGGGAUCAGCAAUGGGUGAUAGAGUCUUUAUCUGACUCCACUAUAUACAAUGCCUACUAUACUAUAUCUCACUUCCUGCAAGGAGGUACCUUUAAUGGCAGAGGAGAGAAUGCUCUUAAAAUUAAACCAGAAGAGAUGACCCCUGAGGUGUGGGAUUACAUAUUUUUCAAAGAUGCACCAGCACCAAAGGAAUCCAAGAUAUCUAAAGUUUCUUUAGACCUCAUGAAGAAGUCCUUCCAGUUUUGGUAUCCUGUCGAUCUCAGAGUGUCAGGCAAGGAUUUGAUACAAAAUCACUUGACUUACUACAUUUACAACCACUGUGCAGUCUGGCCUAACGAAGAAGACAAGUGGCCUAAAGGUAUAAGAGCCAAUGGUCACUUAAUGUUGAAUUCAGCUAAGAUGUCAAAGUCUGAAGGGAACUUCUUGACAUUAUCUGAAUCUAUAGAGAAGUUCAGUGCAGAUGGGAUGAGAUUAACUUUAGCUGAUGCUGGAGAUUCCGUGGAAGAUGCCAACUUUGUAGAGAGUACUGCAGAUGCAGCUAUACUAAGACUUUACACAUUCAUUGAAUGGGUUAAAGAAGUAAUUGCUGCUAAGUCCACACUACGGACAGGAACAUAUAAUUUCCAUGAUAAAGUGUUUGUAAGUGAAAUGAACGCAAAGAUCAAUGAAACUGAUGAGAAUUACAACAAAAUGUUAUUCAAAGAGGCUUUAAAGACUGGUUUCUUCGAGCUUCAGGCCGCGAGGGAUAAAUACAGGGAGUUGUGUUCUGACAGCUUGAUGCACGGGGAUGUGGUCACCCUGUACAUAGAAGUGCAGGCCAAACUCAUGUCGCCAAUAUGUCCACAUGUUGCGGAACAUGUUUGGAAACUACUGGGUAAUAAACAAAGUAUUCUCCACUCCCGCUGGCCAGUGGCGGGUGAGAUAGAUGAGGUGGCGAUGAAGGCCAGUGAAUAUCUGAUGGAGGCCGCGCAUUCUUUCCGCAUCUACUUGAAGAAUCAUUGCGCAGUCAAAAAGCCCAAGAAAGGAGAAACACCUAAACCAGAGAAGAAACCGAACAAGGCUGUCAUCUGGGUGGCUAAAGAAUAUCCUAAAUGGCAACACAUCAUAUUAAGCACUUUGAAAGAACUUAAUGGGCCAUCAGGUCUUCCGGACAACAAGACCAUAUCAAGCAAGUUGUCAGAAAUCCAGGAGCUGAAGAAGUAUAUGAAGCGCGUGAUGCCGUUCGUGCAAGCAACCAGAGAGAACGUAGAGCGCGUCGGCGACGCCGCCUUGUCUGUGGCGCUGCCUUUUGACGAGGCCGCCAUUUUGACUGACAAUAGACAAUAUUUACUUAGCACUUUGGAUUUAGAAACGAUCGAAGUGAAAUACACGGAUAGCGCGGACGCGCCCGAGAAGACGCGCGAGGACUGCGCGCCGGGCGCUCCGCACGUCACCUUCAGCGCGGAGCCCGGCCUCGCCGUCAGCUUCAUCAACCCUACCCCCAGGAACGGCCUCUUCACCGUCACCGUGUCUCUGGCUGAUGGCGACAAUAUAGACAAAGUCAAAAACAAAAUCGCCAAGGAGGUCAAACUUAUCAAAGAUAUCUCUGGUUUGAAGUUAUGGCGAUACAAGGACCCUGUGUUAGGUCCGAGGAAGAUCCCCGUGGCCGGAGAUCACGAGACCAGAUGUGUGGUACUACAGGACAGCGCUGCACUAACAAUUGACAUCACUAACAAUAAAAUUGAACUCGUGUCCAACGGUACCAAUGUGGAUAUUGGCUUACAAAUGUUGUACACGUACGAAAAGUGAAUUUUAUAAAUAAACUUAUUUAUUUCUUUUUAA